UGGGUGUUGAAGGUCGUCCGCAUAUUUGAUUGGUUAGCGUAUUUUUGCCAAUUAAUCUGUUGUGUCCACGAAUUUGUUAGGUACUUACACUAAUAGCUCAGCCAUUCAAAACUGCUGUAUGAGAAGUCUUGUAAAAGGUGAUCACUGCAGCUAUAUCGACAUUGAUUUUCUCCUCCAGCGUAAAUUUCAACUCUGCGGACAACAAAUAUGUGAUAUGUAUCAGCUGCUAGGGCUUUAUCAAAAAUUAAAUGCAAAAAGCAUUUGCAGUUGUGUGAAUAAAAGUGUUCAAGCUAUAAAUAAAGGGAAUAAUGAAACUCAAGACAGUUAUUCGGAGAAAUCACUCAUAAAAGAAGUUGAAGAAGUGCUUAGCAGGGCACAUUUAACUCUCUUUCCGCACCAAACCGAAAAAACACUCAUCGUCAUACUGGAAAGUGGUAAGAGCGUGUCACUGUCAAAGGAGAAAAGUAUUGAACAAACCAAAUCUAAGACUUACAACAGCCAUCUGCCUUCAAGGCAUAAACAAAACUUCCCUGCAUUUUGCAAGGUUCCAUACAAAACGGAUAUGUGCAUGUGGAAACGGGGCAGGAUAGUUUCAUCAAACCACCAAACAGUCAAAACACCUAUGAAAAUAAAGGAGCACAAAAAUACAAUGGAAGAAAAUAAUUGUGUCAUUAAAGAAUGCACAGGUGAACAGAAACAUAUAAAGCACAGUUGUCUUCAAAACAUGAAUUUAAUAUCCGAUUUAGAUCCAGAGUGUGCUUGUAGCCAGAGUCAGGAGCUUCAAAGGGCUGGGUUGGUUAGGCAACUAGAUAAAGGUCUUUAUCGUUUACGCUUCUUGGUUUGGCGAAUUGGACAAAUAACAAAAUGGGACGGCGAAGAUAUACUACUAACUUUUUAUAAAAAAUAUGUGACCAAAUCUGAAGUAAUUCCUAGCAUGUACCUACCCAUUCAAAGUUGUAAUCUGGCUGGGGUUUUAUUUGAUCGUUUCUCCAGUCUCAUACUACUUAUUGACAUCAAUAUGGCGAGUCAAGAGGAGAUUUAUUGGAUACGGUGCAUUUUGUCUAGAUUUAUUCACCUUUUAAAAAUGCUGAAGUUAAUUCUGGCAAGAACGAAUCAUCGGUCAAGUGGUUCACAUGUUCGUCACAGGAUAUUUCUUAUAACUCCUCCAUUCAGAAUGAUCGUGUAAAUGCCUGGUUUGCUUCAAAACAGCCAGUUAGGUCGGUUGUUUCCCCAAGUCCAUACGAAACUUAUCUGACGAUAGGGAACUGUUCUAAUCAAUCAGGAAUGACUUCGCGUUUGUCAGCGCUAACUUCGUGCCGUCGUAUGUGUGUAUUUAGUGGGAGCAAAAAAGAAAUACGUCUGUUUACAAACCUGUGGAGUGAACUAGAAUCCAUACAAAUUGAAUUCGAAAUGUUGAACAUUUUCAAGUCGAAACUUCCAGAACUGCUUACUGAUCUGUUUUCCCAUACUGAGAAUCGCGCUUCAGCUUUUCGUGAUUUACAUACACUUGUAUGCGGAAAUAGUCCUUCAGUUUUAAAAAGUAACUUGUGAUAAGUCUACAUUUCUGUUGUAAGUCAGCUUUUCUUAUGCUUCGAUACUUUGUACAUUUGAUCAAUAAAGUGUAUUAUAACAC
This is a messenger RNA of Heterobilharzia americana, 1633 nucleotides long. Lineage: Eukaryota; Metazoa; Platyhelminthes; Trematoda; Strigeidida; Schistosomatidae. The record is from the annotation of a GenBank genome assembly.